AGAUCUUCAUUCCACGGACUCUGCAAGAGGUGGAGAAGUUUGAGGAGGAUUUCCAGAAGAUGAGGAUGGGGGAGGGGAGGGAUAUUGCCUACUCUGUUGUGACCGGGAUGAGACCUGAUCUGACUGGGGCUCAGUGUGUGCCUCAACUGCUGCAGCAGGGAGGAGAAGAGGAGGGAGGUGGAGAGGAGGGUGGGUGUGAGGGAAAGAGGGAAGUGGGUAGUGGGGAGAGUGAGGACGAAGAAUCAUCAGAUGGAGAUUGGGAGGAGGAGGAAGAGGUGGAGGGGGAAGAAAGUGGAGAAGGGGAGGAAAAAGACAAACAUGUGCUGUAUGUUCAUCCAAGAGGAACCAACAAAGGAGAUCCUGCCCAGUUAGAGCUGAAGAGAGCACACAAGGCGUCUGUGAAAGAAGAGAAGAGAGAAAAGCGCAAGACCAAGGUCCCCAAACACGUCAAGAAGAGAAAGGAGAAAUUGUGGAAACUGAGACAUAGCAAAUAGCUGUCAUCCAAGUCAAUAUUCAUUGUGUGGAAAUAUACGCACGCGCAAGCAUCCCGGCCUAGUGGGCAUGCGCGCGCGAGGUCCUAGCUGUAUAAAGGGGGGCGCCAGGGGGGAUGAGAGAGCUAUUAGAGGUGCCUGUUUUCUGAUCAGGACGCGGUCAUUGUUGAAAGUCUGAGAUGGCCGAAGGCGGUUCGGCCAAGAAGUACUUAUCCUGCACUUCCAGAAACAUUUCGAGUCUGUGGGACCUGGAGCCUGGGGACCACAUCCGAGUGAGGGGGGAGCUGGGAGAGUUCAUCGACUCGUACAGCUCCGACCUCAAGAUCUACACUCACCACGUGCUGGUCGUGGCAGUAGUGGACGAGUCGCACGUGGCAGUCAUACACAAGACCGUAGAUGGUGUUUUGGAGGAGACGAGAGAGUACAAACCCGAUGAUAUCACUGUACUGGACUACGAAUGUCGCUACACGGGCGAGAAAGCCGUUCAGAGAGCCCGAGAACGCAAGAUACAGACGUACAACUUGGUUUUCAGUAACUGCGAACACUUUGUCACAGAGGUCAAGACUGGGGAGAAGCUCAGUAUCCAGGUCAGGACUGCAGUGAAGGUUGGAGUCGGUGCUGCAGUUGGAGUGGGGGCUAUGGCUGUCGCUGUUGCAGGUCUGUGGUAUGCCUUCAGUGGGAGCAGCAGGAAGAAGAGAGAUUCAGACUCUGAUUCCGAAAAUGAUCAUGACAACACUCAAACUCACACUCACCAUCAGUAUGCAUAGCAGUCAAGCACAGAAA
Molecule: messenger RNA, 1274 nt
Organism: Geodia barretti
Lineage: Eukaryota; Metazoa; Porifera; Demospongiae; Tetractinellida; Geodiidae
Source: the annotation of a GenBank genome assembly